This is a messenger RNA of Candoia aspera, 4093 nucleotides long. It is a transcript of the gene ADAMTS14, whose product is annotated as ADAM metallopeptidase with thrombospondin type 1 motif 14. Gene Ontology annotation, cellular component: extracellular matrix. NCBI's taxonomy places the organism in Eukaryota, Metazoa, Chordata, Lepidosauria, Squamata, Candoiidae. The record is from RefSeq and is a predicted model, not a curated record. Bases 58 to 3801 code for a protein of 1247 amino acids. The transcript has 22 exons. Gene Ontology annotation, biological process: extracellular matrix organization; proteolysis. Gene Ontology annotation, molecular function: metalloendopeptidase activity.
CUCUCUCGCUUCGCCGGGCUCUGGAGCGGCCGGAGAGCGCGUCGCGAGCCUCCCCGGAUGGCUUCUCUUCUUCUCUAUGUGAUGAUGCUCGCCUGGUUGGUGCCUCGGCGGUGCUGGCUCGCCCCCGGCCGGGAAGCCAGAGUCCGAGAGCUGCUCCUGUCUGGAAAGCUAAGUGAAUAUGAUGUGAUUGUGCCCUUCAGUGCAGAUCACCAGGGACGGUUCCUAUCACACACGGUGUCUGACUCACUGGCUCCUCCACAUCACUCAGGUCGACGCAGGAUGGUUCGCAGCAUCCCCGUGAGACAAGGCAUGUCUGGGAAUCACUUGUACUUCUUCAAUGUUACUGUUUUGGGGAAGGAACUGCAUCUUCGCUUGAAGCCCAACCAGAGGCUGGUAUCUCCUGGCGCAUUAGUUGAGUGGCAAGAGGAUUUCAGAGAAGUCUUUCAGGAACCCUUGAAGCAGGAAUGCAUUUUCACAGGAGGCAUCACGGGCAUGCCAGAUGCCACAGUGGCUAUUAGCAAUUGCGAUGGAUUGGCUGGUCUCAUUCGAACAGACAAUGGCGAAUUUUUCAUUGAGCCUCUGGAGAGAGGGCAGAGGGAGAAAGAAGAGGAUGGGAGAGCUCACGUGGUCUACCGCAGGUCUGCUAUCAAGCAGGAGAGAACAGAAGCAUUCACAGACUAUCGUAAUGAAGAUUUCAUCUUGGGUCAGCUGCCCCAAACUCUGAAUCUGAUUGAAGAUCAGAUUGGUGAAGCAGAUAGGAAAAGGCGGCAUGCAAAGAAGGAUGACUACAAUAUAGAGGUCCUGUUGGCUGUGGAUGAUUCGGUUGUACGGUUCCAUGGGAAGGAUCAUGUCCAGAAUUAUGUUCUCACCCUUAUGAACAUAGUAAAUGAAAUUUACCAUGAUGAAUCAUUGGGGGUCCACAUAAACAUUGUCCUUGUUAGAAUGAUCAUGGUGGGAUACAGACAGUCCAUCACUUUAAUAGAGCGAGGGAACCCAUCUCGAAGUUUGGAGCAGGUAUGCCGCUGGGCUCAUUCUCAACAGCGUUCAGAUCCAGCACACGCUGAAUACCAUGAUCAUGCUGUAUUCCUCACCAGGCAAGAUUUUGGUCCUGCAGGAUAUGCUCCUGUCACUGGCAUGUGCCACCCUCUGCGUAGCUGCACUCUUAACCAUGAAGAUGGAUUUUCUUCAGCCUUUGUAGUUGCUCAUGAGACUGGACAUGUGUUAGGUAUGGAACAUGAUGGCCAAGGUAACCGAUGUGCCGAUGAGACCGGCAUGGGCAGUAUUAUGGCACCACUGGUGCAAGCUGCAUUUCACCGUUAUCACUGGUCCCGAUGUAGUAAACAGGAGUUGAACCGUUAUAUACAUUCUUAUGACUGCCUCUUAGAUGAUCCUUUUAUGCAGGACUGGCCUGAGCUGCCAGAGCUGCCAGGAAUGGAUUAUUCUAUGGAUGAGCAAUGCCGCUUUGACUUUGGUGUGGGAUACAAAACAUGCACAGCUUUCAGAACUUUUGACCCUUGCAAACAACUGUGGUGCAGCCAUCCAGACAACCCUUAUUUCUGUAAAACAAAGAAAGGACCACCCUUGGAUGGAACGGAGUGUGCAUCAGGCCAGUGGUGUUUCAAGGGUCACUGCAUCUGGAAGACUUCAGAACAACCUUACAGCCAGGAUGGCAGCUGGAGUUCCUGGUCCAAAUUUGGUUCCUGCUCCAGGACUUGUGGGGGUGGGGUGCGUUCCCGCAGCAGGAACUGCAACAAACCACCCCCAGCUUAUGGUGGCCGUCAGUGUCCAGGUGCCAUGUAUGAAUAUCAGGUCUGCAAUACAGAAGAGUGCCAAGGUCCCUUUGAGGAUUUUCGUGCUCAGCAGUGUUCCAAGCGGAACUCUUAUUACACGCAUGAAAACUCUAAACACACUUGGCUUCCCUACGAACAUCCUGAUGAUCCCCAGAAGUGUGAACUGAUUUGCCAGUCCGAGAAAACGGGGGAUGUGGUAUUUAUGAAUCAGGUUGUACAUGAUGGUACCAGGUGCACCUAUAGAGACCCAUACAGUAUCUGUGUAAGGGGUGAAUGUGUGCAUGUUGGGUGUGACAAAGAAAUUGGCUCUCUGAAGGAGGAUGACAAGUGUGGUGUUUGUGGGGGUGACAAUUCCCACUGUCGGACAGUGAAGGGAACUUUGGUCAAAACUCCCAAACUGCCAGUGGGUGCUCUGAAAAUGUUUGAGAUUCCAGUAGGUGCCAGGCAUGUUCAGAUUGAAGAGUUGGAGCCUGCAUCCCAUACAAUUGCUGUCAAGAACCAGGGAUCUGAUGACUUCAUUAUCAAUCCCAGCGCCAAAGGGGUCAAGAGCCAUACCUUCCUCAAGCUGGGCUUGGAAUGGGAAUAUACCACUGAGAAUGGCAAGGAAAGCUUGAAGACUAGUGGCCCCCUUCAUGAGGCUAUCAAUGUUCUGGUCAUCCCACAAGAUGAUAAUUCCAAAAGCAGCUUGAUGUAUAAGUACAUAAUUCAUGAAGAUCUCCUCCCCGUCAUUGGAAACAAUAAUGUCCUUCUUGAAGAAAUGGAUAUCUAUGAGUGGGCUCUUAAGGGCUGGUCUCAGUGCUCAAAAACUUGUGGAGGAGGAAUACAGUACACCAAGUAUGGAUGCCGGAGGAAGAACGAUAACCGAAUGGUACACCGGUACUUCUGUGUCAAUGGAAAAAAACCGAAGCCAAUCCGGAGAAGAUGUAAUGUGCAAGACUGCUCUCAACCAAUCUGGGGGGUUGAGCAGUGGGGUGCUUGCAGCAAGUCCUGUGGCAAGCUGGGGGUCCAGAUCAGAGUGGUGCAGUGCAUACAACAGCUGCACAAUGGCACAAACCAGACAGUGCAUUCAAAGUACUGCGCAGGAGAGAAACCAGAUACUCGUCGGCCUUGCAGCCGCAUCCCAUGUCCUGCCCAAUGGAGGAUGGGGGCCUGGUCCCAGUGCUCAGUCAGCUGUGGAGAAGGCAUUCAACAACGCCAAGUGGUCUGCAAGUCCAAUGACAAUAGCAUUGCUCAGUGUGAUGGUGAGAAGCCAGAGGCUUUCCAAGUUUGCAAACUGGAAGCAUGCCCAGGAAAGACACCAAAUGUCACAGCAAAUGCAAACACCAGCAACCACGUGACUCCUCAGGUUCAGUGGGUUUCACGGGAGAGUGUCAAAAGUCCUGUUAGCAAGGUAUCGUCAAAGGAGUCUUGCCUUGGGGACAAGUCUGUAUUCUGCCAAAUGGAAGUCCUGGCUCGUUACUGCUCCAUUCCAGGCUACAACAAGGUGUGCUGUGAAUCCUGCAGCAAGAAAGUUGCCACUACUCGGCCUCCUAGCAUUGAUCGCAGAGCCCCUGAGACUGAAGUACAGGAGGGGGCUGUCCUUCCCAGCCCUUUGCCACCACUGCCUUCCUACCCCACUGUUGUGAGUCAUCUGCAAAGGAUAAAGACCACCACUUCAAAGGAGAAAGGGGCAGUCCAUCCCUUGCUCAUCACACUUGCCAGUUUAACAGCCCACAGCAUCUGCCAUGUGACUACUCCUUGGCACUGUCCUGGCAGCAGCUCCACAAGAACUAGAAGAUCAGGUCUCCUGUCUUCUCUUCACCGGGUGAGAGCUGGGUGGACUCCUGAGGACCUCCAGAUUAACUCAACAUUCCAAUGGUUCCCUGUGGUGUUGGACAAAAUUUUAGCUGCAUCACAGAGAGAAAGCAAAUCCUCUCGUGUCUCUCCAGGUGUGGCAGAACAGGAAGGAGACAGUGGGGUGUCAGAACAGCCAGCUGCCAUUCUUAGGACCUCCUCCCUGGCAUUGACAUGAGCAUGGCUUCCCUUUGCUAGAACUUCAUCUCUCUGUCUCUCUCUCCCCCCACAGAUUCUGUGGGGCACAGUCAAGACAUUUCUCAGUUCCUUCCUAAAGCUGAAGAAAUACCAAUUCAAAGCAAUACCCUAUUCAUUUAUAUUAGCAACAACAAUUUUGCUGUUUUGUAGCACUUUUCUAAAGGUUUAAAAGGAAAAGAAAAGCCAGAAGCAAAUGGGUAUAGUUAUAGCUGCCAUUACGUUACGAAUGAGAAGCCAAGAGUGAUUGAAUACCCAGCCCCUGUAGGUUAUUU